Molecule: messenger RNA, 1473 nt
Organism: Papilio polytes (common Mormon)
Lineage: Eukaryota; Metazoa; Arthropoda; Insecta; Lepidoptera; Papilionidae
Product: proton-coupled amino acid transporter 2-like
Exons: 9
Coding region: 62-1462 (466 amino acids)
Biological process (GO): amino acid transmembrane transport
Cellular component (GO): vacuolar membrane
Molecular function (GO): amino acid transmembrane transporter activity
Source: RefSeq, a predicted model, not a curated record
AUUGAGUCAAAAGACAACCUCGGAUGAGUUCGCAAGUGUUCUAAUGUUGUGAGGAUUUGCAAUGGAAAUGAAUACGAAUCACGUAAAUACGACACAAACUCAACAAGAUGUCGAUCCAUCAACUAAGCCACCGCCACAACCGCCGCCGGUAGAAAAUAAAACAAAAUUCGUUUUGCACUCAGAAAAAGAUCCCUACGAUUAUAUAUCUCAGAGAUGUACCGCUAAACCUACCAAUGCCCUUGAAUCGACUGGACAUCUCAUCAAAGGUUGUCUAGGAGGCGGGAUAUUGGGAAUUCAUGAGGCGUAUAUGAAAUGUGGACUUUGGUCGUCAUUGUUUAUUACAAUUGUAUUCGGAUUCUAUAUCACCUAUUGCAUUCAUAUCUUAGUAAAAUCGGCGCAAACAUUGUACAAGAGGCUGCAUUUAUCAGAAAUGUCUUAUCCAGAUGUCGCCGAGGCGUCUUUAGAAGUCGGACCAUUCCCUACACUAAGAAAAUAUAGCAAAUUAUUCAGAUACGCGGUAGACGCAACCAUCUGCAUAGAUUUAUUCGGUGCGUGUUGCGUUUACCAGAUAAUAAUAGCAAAAACAAUACAGCAGCUGGUUGAGAGCAAAGAUGAUAUUGCCUGGGAGGAUAUAGAUAGAUUGAGGCUAUACGUACUGGCUCUUUUACUGCCCAUAAUGCUGCUCUGUAUGAUAACCACGCUUAAAUAUUUAGCACCGUUCACACUACUAGCUGAUGUGUUUAUUAUUGCGUGUGUGAUCGCCACAGUGGUAUACAGCCUACGUGUUGCUCCAAAAAUAUCAGAAGUACCAGCUUGGAAAGACGCCUUGGGUUUCUUCGAGUUUUGUGGCAUUGUUGUGUUCAGUAUGGAAGGGGUAGGAGUGUCUCUGCCUAUUGAAAACAAUAUGAGAGAUCCCAAACAAUUUCCUAAGGUGCUUUGUGCUGGUAUGAGUGUUGUAGUAUCAUUCCUAAUUAUUGUUGGAUUCUUUGGUUAUUGGGGAUUCGGUGAAAACUCUAUAUCACCAGUAACUCUCAAUUUUCCAUCAGCAAUUUUUCCUACAAUAUUGAAAUGUUUAAUGGCGAUAAUGAUUUUCAUAACAUUCGCCCUAAACUUCUGGGCGCCUUUCAAUCUCGUUUGGUUCUAUUUAUCUAAGAAACACGAUCCGAAGAAACACUGGCUAUGGGAGAGGGUGUACCGAGCUGUUUUCAUAGUAGCGAUCACAUCUAUAGCUAUUGCUUUUCCUAAUAUUGGAAAUUUGAUGGGUUUGCUUGGAGCGUUCUGUCUAUCAAAUAUGGGUUUUAUAUUCCCUGCCCUGAUAGAACUUCUCGUCAUCUGGGAAGUUCCAGGCCUCGGAAGAUACAGAUGGCGGCUAUGGAAGAAUGUGUUUGUAAUAAUUGUGGGUAUAUUAUUAUUUAUUGCCGGCACUUAUUCUAACCUUAAAGGUCUUAUAGCAAAUAUAUGAUACGAAUUCAA